Messenger RNA from Acanthosepion pharaonis, 1131 nucleotides. NCBI's taxonomy places the organism in Eukaryota, Metazoa, Mollusca, Cephalopoda, Sepiida, Sepiidae. The record is from the annotation of a GenBank genome assembly.
AUGAUUUCAUUGGGAGGCGGUGAAGAAAUGAGUGUGUUUGAAGCUAUUAAGGAUAGAUUCCAGACUGUUCAACAGGACCUCUCAGUCGGAAUUGGCUUAAUCAAAGGACAUGAUGCUGUUGUCUCCCCUGUAAAAGUCAACACUACUGACAAUGUUAAUUAUAACGCUGGGGCUGAUCUUCUUUUCAAAUACCAGAAAGUAUGGAAAGAUGUUCAAACUGUUAAUGAAGAAAAUGCCAAGAAAGCUGAGGCAGCAGAUCGGGAAAUCCAAAUACUGUAUGGUGAUAUAAAAAAGAAUUGCAACAAUCUUACAGGGUUCUAUCGAGAAGUUAAAAGUCUACCAAGUUUUCUGAGUGUACUCCAGAAUCUGACAGAUUUGCUUGCAUGUUUAGAAGAGAGUUGUGAUACUGUGGAAACUGCCUUGGUACAGUUGGAAGAUCUCAGUGAACAGCUUGAGUUAAAACAGCACAAAAUUGCACAUAUUGAACAACUUGAAGAUUACAAAAAGAGAAAAGAUGAUGACUUAAGAAAGAUGAAAGACCAAAUGAGUCAUGAACACGCUGUUUUAGUGGAGAAACUGGAGAAGAAGAAACAGGAAGUUUUACGAGAGAGAUCAGAAACCUUUGAAGAAGCAUUCCAAGAUGAUUUAAUUUUUUACAAGACACAUGGCCAUAUGGAACGUGUUAUGGGCAAGGAUAUGGCAAAAAAUCUUAAUCUUAGUGAUAUCACCCUUGAUCAUGAUGAGGCAGCACUGGCAGCCUUCCUUGCUUCUACAGAAGUAACCCCUUGUAGUGAACGAGGCCUGCUGGGAGUCACUCCUUCCUCAGAAGUAGCAGGUGACAUUACUUCCCCAUCAGAAACAGAUGUCCUUACUCCGAUGACUCCAGGUAGUGAAUGGACAGCCACAGAUGACCUUUCUUCUCACAGUGACUCUGAAGAGCAACUUUUGCCUGGACCACUAAAAAUAGUUGACACUGUGAAGGUAACAGAAAAGAACACUGACCCCGAAAGCCUUUCACUUCCAUCUCAUGCCACUGAGAAUGAGACUGAAGAUGUGGGGAUCAAAAAUGGUCCAAACUUGUUGACUGCAGCAGAGAAGAUUGAAAAUCCUAAGAGUCAGAAUGCAAGCUGA